AUGGUUUAUUAUACAAGAUUAUUUUUCCGCAUAAAAUAUAAAGUAGAUGAAGAUGAAAAAGUAUAUGUUAUUGGGAAUAUAUUAGAAUUAGGACAAUGGGAUCCUUAUAAAGCAAUAGAAAUGGUACCUUUUGAUGAAGAUAAUAUUUACAAUUUAUUUUAUACAAUAAAUCCUAUAUAUGUAAAAUUAAAAGAAGAAAUAGAAUAUAAUUACAUAAAAAUAAAUAGUAAAAAUGAAGUAAUUUGGUGUGAAAAGAAAAAUAAAACUAUUACUGCUACUGGAUAUGAUAUGUUCAUUGAAGAUGAUGAAGGAUUAUAUCGAUCAUUGCAUAAUUCUUUUAAUACAAUUGAUCAUAAUAUAUUAAAACAUGAAGAUAAUUUAGAGAAGAAGUUAAAAUUAAUUCAUGAUUUAGGUAGUAAACAUAAAUUAGACGAACAUUCUAGAAUUUUUAUGUGUUUUUUCAAAUUACCAUUGCUUGUGAAAAUAGAAGAUGAAGAAAUAAUUUUAGAAAAGAAUAAAAAUUCCAUGUUAUCCAUACUAUUUGAGCAAAAAAGCAAAAUAAGUGAAAAGUUAUUUUUUAUUGGAUAUCCUGGUAUAUAUGUAGAAUGUGAAGAAUUAAAAAAAAAAAUAAUAGAAAGAUUAGACAAAGAAAAUUGUAUUCCUAUAUUCUUACCAAAAAAAGAAACAAAAAAGUUUAAUAAAUAUUGUGGAGAAAAUUUACUAUUUUUAUUUCAUAAUAUUUUUGAUAUUUAUAAACAAGAAUCGUUUGAUACUGAAGGAUGGCAAAAUUAUAAACUCAUAAAUAAAAUAUUUUAUGAUUCAAUGAUAAAAUAUGUAGAAACUUCUGAUUAUGUUUGGAUAAAUAGUUAUCAAUUAUUAUUACUACCCAGUUAUUUAUCUAAAAAAAGUUAUAAAAUACCAACUGCAUUUUUUUUUCAUAUUCCUUUUCCAUCUUCAGAAAUAUACCGAUUAUUACCACAAAGAGAAGAAAUUUUAAGGUCAUUAUUGUCUUGUGAUUUGAUUGGUUUCAAUACAUUCGAAUAUGCUAGACAUUUUUUAGUUAGCUCAAAAAGAUUAUUAAAUUUGGAUUUCUAUUUCAAAUUAGGAGGAGUAUUAACAAUAACAUACUGCCAUAGAGAUAUAGUUGUUAAAAUAUUACACGAACAAAUUGAACCAUCUAUAAUAACUAACCUUUUAAAUAAUUCAAAUGACGUCGAUAAAAAUAUUAAAUUACUUAAAGAUAUUACUGAUAAGAAAUAUACAUUUGGGUGUUAUGAGAGAGGAAAUAUAUUUAAUGGUUUACUUUUUAAAAUUAAAGCUUUUAAUUAUUUUUUAGAAAAUUAUGAAUAUGCUAGAGGAAAUGUUAUAUUAGUUCAAUAUAUUUCUGCUAAUUCUUUAAGAUCUCCUAAAACUGAUUUGAUUUUUAAAGAAGUACAAGACUUAGUCAAUGAGAUAAAUAAAAAAUAUCAUACCUAUUUAAAAAAUAAGAAAACAAAUUUUAAUGAUAAAGGAAACUUUUUAAACGAAAAUGAUGAUGAACUAGAUAUAAACAGUAAUAGUAAUUAUAGUUUUUGUAAUAAUAUUAGUACUUAUAAUGAUGAUGUUACUAUUGGUAGUUAUAAAGAUUAUAUCAUAAAUAAUUGUAAUGAAUUAAUUAAUAAUACUGCUAAUAAUAAUACUGCUAGUAAUAAUGCUAGUAAUAAUGCUAGUAAUAAUGCUUGUAAUACUGCUAAUAAUACUUCUAAUAAUUCUAAAUGCUUAGAAAAUAUGAAACGUCUAAAUGAAGAUGGAAAUUUUCAUUUUUGUGCGGAAAAUAUUCCUGAUGAAUUAAAUAAGAAAACUUUAAAAAAAUGUAAUACAAAAAGUAGUGACGAUUUGAAGAAAUUAGAUGAAGAGAAAAUAUAUUUAGAGAAAAAAAAUUAUAAGAGGAAAGGCAUAAUUUUUAAUUGUAAAAAUAUUUAUUUUAAUAAUAAAAAAAAACAUUUUAGUUUAUACAAAAUGUUAAAUUCAAAGGAUUCAAAUUAUACACAUAAUUGUUUUAUAACUCAUUUAAAAUUUAAUAUUAGUAAUAAAGAGAAAUAUAAAUGUAGUAAUAACAAUAAAAAAUAUAAUGAGGAAGAAAAUAAAAAAUGGGAUUUAAAUGAUGAUGAAAAACAUAUUAUUUUAAAAAUAAGUGAAUUAAACUUGGAAUCAAAAUAUUUCUUAUUUCAAUGUUUUGAUUGUUUUUUAGAUACCUCUAUUAGAGACAAUUUUAAUUUAAAUCCUUUUGAAUAUAUUGUAUGUAAACAGUAUAGUAACAAUGCUAAUGAUAAUAAUAUUAAUAAAAAAAAGAAGAAUCUUAUCCUAUCUGAAAUGAGUAGUUGUAGUUCUAUAUUAUCAUCUCCAAUUAGAAUAAAUCCAUGGAAUAUAGAAAAAGUUGCAGAAGCAAUGGAUCAGGUAAUCAAUUUUAAUAAAAAUAAAAGAAAACAAUUUAAAAUUGAUGCUUUAUAUGUAGAAAAAUUAAGUACAACUAAGUGGUGUUUAGGGUUCUUAAGCGAAUUAAAAAAUUGUAGAAAGGAAGAUAAUAAAUUAUAUGUUUCUUGGGGAUUUGGAAAUACACAAAGGUUACUUGAAUUUGAUAGAAACUUUAAAUAUUUGAAUACAAACUUGGUGAUACAUAAUUUUAAAAAAUCAAAAAAAAGAUUAAUUUUAUUAGAUUGUGAAGGGACUUUAUUACCGGAUUACAGAAAUGUUCAUCUAUUUGGAGAAGAGUUAAGUGCUAUAGGAAUACCACCAAGUGAAGACAUAAUUAAAUGUCUUAAUCAAAUUAUUGAAGAUAAAAAUAAUACAGUUAUUGUAUUAUCAGGUAGAGAUAAAAAUAUAUUGGACUCAUGGUUUAAAGGUGUCCCAAAAAUUAAUUUAUGUGCAGAACUUGGAUUUUAUUACAAAAAUUAUGAAAUUACAGGAGGAAAUUGGAGACAAACAUUGAAACAGAAUGAUUUUACUUGGAAAAUAAUUGUCUCAAAAUUAAUGAAAGAAUAUGCAAAAAGAACUCAAGGAGCCAUUAUAUGUAAUAAAGGAAGCUCUUUAGUAUUUCAAUACAGAAAUGCUGAUCCUCACUUCGGUAGUAUGCAAGCGAAAGAAUUGCACACUUAUUUAAAAGACUUUUUAAUUGGUUAUCCUGUUAGUAUUGUUAAUGGAAAAGGUUAUUUAGAGGUGAAAUUAAAUAAUAUAGAUAAAGGGAAAAUUGUAAUUCAUAUAUUAAGUCUUUAUGAAUAUCUUGGAUACACAUUUGAUAGUAUUUUAUGUAUUGGAGAUGAUAUAUCCGAUGAAGAUAUGUUUAGAGCUUUAAAAUCAUGGAAAAAAAAUUUACAGGAAGGAGAAAAAAAUUCUGAAUCGGAAAACAAUAAAAAUGUUCAAAAAAGUAAUCCAUCAUUAUUUACUUGUACUGUUGGAAUGAAACCUUCAGAUGCACAGUAUUAUUUAAAUGAUACAGAAGAGGUUUAUGAUUUAUUAAAAAAUUUAGCUAGCUUAUAA
Molecule: messenger RNA, 3516 nt
Organism: Plasmodium gallinaceum
Lineage: Eukaryota; Apicomplexa; Aconoidasida; Haemosporida; Plasmodiidae
Product: glycosyltransferase, putative
Exons: 4
Coding region: 1-3516 (1171 amino acids)
Biological process (GO): trehalose biosynthetic process
Cellular component (GO): cytosol
Molecular function (GO): catalytic activity; starch binding
Source: RefSeq, a predicted model, not a curated record